Messenger RNA from Paramuricea clavata, 3685 nucleotides. Lineage: Eukaryota; Metazoa; Cnidaria; Anthozoa; Malacalcyonacea; Plexauridae. The record is from the annotation of a GenBank genome assembly.
CUUUUUUAAUAAUUAUAAAAACAAUUUUCGUUUUUCCCGCCACAAAAUUUGCUUAGGAGAAUUCAAUGGAUAACGAGGGAUCAGAUAAUCGUCGGGUGAACGUCGGUUAUAUUCCGACGCUUUCCGAAUUCCGAUAGCAUUCCGACAUUUUACGAACAGGUGUAAUCAACAAUGGCGUCGCAUGGCAACAAGAUGCAACUACAUUCUAUAUAAACAAUACAACACAGAUCGAACACAAGAAGCAGCACAUCUGCAAAAAGACAAGAUCUCUCCGUAUCUUAACUAGUAUCUGCUUAUUAUAAAUCUUGGAUCUUUCUGAACCAUUAAAGAGAUGGCCACUCGUUGUAUUUGUCAGAUUUGUACAUGCGGGUAAGUUCGCCAAACAUGUUUACGUAUUUUUUUCUUUAGAUUACUAUAAACUGCUGCAAAAUGUAUUGCAAGGGCAAUUUCCAAACAAUUAGAGUACUUGAAUUUUAUACACUGAUUUAUAUCAGUGCCUUGACACAUUAUUUAACAAGAUUUAUAGCCGUCCAUAGUAGGCACAUAAAGUUAGGAUAAGAAUCGAUUAUUGCUUCAAAUUUUAAUAAUUGCAGGUUCGAAAAUUUAUAAGUACAUGGAUUUUACAGUUGUGUAAUAAAUAGAUAGGAGUUAAGAUAAUAUCCUAAGCUUUUGUGAUUCAAAACAAAGUUGAGAUAGGUAUUAUAUGUAUAUAGUGCACGCUUACAAAGGAUUAUAACAGCUUUAACAUGCAAUAAUUUUGAUUUUGCAAAUACAAGUUCAGUGUUAUUGCUGUCGUCUUAGCAACUACAUUUUUGUUUACAGUAUUAACUAUUAAUGUACGACCUGUAAUAAAUAAGAUAAUUUAACUGCAAAUUGAACUUCAAUAUGUUCCCUCUACGAGUUCCUCUUGAGUAGAAAAUAUAUUUCCACAUAAAUUUUUACAAUAGAUAUUCAUCCUAGUGAAUAAACAUCUGUCAUGUAUAAAAAUACAUAUUGGGUCACUUGUGUCGGACUUUUUCUUGGGUGGGCAUAGCUUCUGCUGAGAAUUUUAUAUCUUGAGGCUGUUAUCAGUCAAACUUGCAACUUAUAUACCCAGCAUAUGUAAUAGCAUUCUGCUGCUUCAAAACUUCUGCUGAAGUUUUGAAGCAGCAAAAUUCUAUUAGAUAUGGUUAUUAAACCUUCAUGCACAACUGUGACAGAAGGUUAACAAGGGUUCCACACGUGUGCACCACUAUUUUCUACCUCUUGAGAGACAGAAUUAAACCAAGUCUACUGUUUGCCCUAAAAGAUGUAUAUGGGUUGGAACAUGUUGACAUUAGAACAGGUAGCACAGAAUGAGAUAACUUCAGCAUGCAUUUAUGAAUGAUAAUUAUUAAUUAAUUAUUAUUAAUUAACUUUUAUCAUAAUUAUGUGAUCUUUAGGAGACACAGGUGUAUUCACCAUCCUGAAGUACGAGCAAGACCUGGGUCCAAAUGUCUUCUAUCUGAAUACAAGGACACAUAUCGUAAUGUAGCUGUACCUCGUACCAUGCCGAUCAAGCCAGAUGGUGCUCCAAAAUUCUCAAAUGAGCCAGUUGAGGGCAAGACGACCAACAACAUGACAUACAUUCCACAUCAAGUACAACCUCCAAGCAAACGAGACAAGGAAGAGUAUCGUAAGCCUCAGGGGGAUGUUGAGAAGACAUCAAGUUAUACCUACGACUAUAUACCACACAGGACUAACCCUGCAUCUACAGCCAAACCAUUGCAGAAGUAUGUGGCAAGUCAAGGUCCAUUUGAUGACGGCACCACCCAUAACCACACCUAUAUUCCGUGGGACCUCCAUGGUGCAAUGGUGAAAAGCAUGAGACCUGAUAACUCGCUGAAGCCAACAGAUGGCAAAAUGGAUUCCAAAUCCACACAACAAUUGGAUUUCCCUGGCCACUAUGGUGCACGAACACAACCCAUCAACCCGCCAGCCCCUGCAUUCCGACUGUCGUCAGCACCCAUGGAAGGCAAGACAACAACAAAGGUUGAUUACACAAAGAAGGAUAUCCAACCGAGGACCGCAAUGAAACCAAUGUACGAGUAUCCUACAGACAGACCACCACUAGACGACAUGACAACUUGUAAUCGUGAUUUCACCUGGCAAGACGGCAAGCCUGCAAUGAGUUUUAAACCUCCUGCUGCCCUAAUGACAUCUGGUGUUCCCUUUGAAGGUGAUACGAGUUACCUGAACACUUUCAAGCAAUGGCCAUUGACGAAACGCGAGGCUAGGGAGAAGGAACUUUACCAACCACCUACAACAAAGUUUGAUGGGACAACAUCAUUUCAACGUGAUUAUGUGAAACAUCCAUUGUGUCGUGCCAAACUUGCAAAACCAGAUGUCUAUGCUUUUGCAUCCAAACAACCGAUUGAUGAUAGCACUGAACAUAAUGACGCAUUUAAACAAUGGAAUGUCGGCCUACCUGACAGGGUUCGUAAACCUGAUAACUACAGAGCACCUACGAUGAAGUUCGAUGGACGAACCAACUAUCAAAGUCACUACACUGGUGAUUUUGCCUUACCUGCUGAGGCUGUGAAACCUUUAAUGAAUGCCCGAGCCAAAGGCGAUAUGGAAUUUAAAACAAGCUACAAAGAUACAUACAAGGGUCAUCGACCACCAUCAUGUCCUGCAAAGUACCUUCCAUCUGGUCCUUCUGCAACAACCAAUGGUUUUGCAUACACACAUGCUGCACAUGGACACACCUUCUAUAGACCUGCUAUGGGUCAGAACAAUGAACCUAUGCAAACACAGGCCUGAGUUGUUACUCAUGCAACUGCAGGUAUAUAAUAGAGAAUGCAUCAAGUUUAGAAUGUCGUGUUUCGAUACAAAAGGAAAUGGUUUCACUAAGAACAACUUAACAAAAUUUUAACAACUGAAAUCUAAAUGCCAAUUAAGACCUUUAUGCUUUACUAGCUGUGACAUCAGGCCUUGCCCUAGGAACAUGCGGAUACCAUACAUUUGUGAUUGAAUGGGAAGAAAAACAUAAAAUGUGCACCUGGAAAUGCAAGAUUCACCAACAUACAUUACAUUGUUCUGUGGACAUUACAAUGUACAUCUUUGUUCUGUAGAUGCACAGCAUGCAUGGAUUGUAAAAUGUAAAGAUAUUUAAUCAAUUGCACUGAAAAUAAAAUGGAAUGAAUAAAAGAAAAGCAAAAUCACUUGUAUUUUCAUUAUGUUUUACUGUUCUGUCAUUAAAUAUAAAGUGACACAAAAUUACAGUCUAUGUAUAUGAUUGUGGUUAUAGAGAGGUCUUGCUAGUGAGAUUCUUUUCAUAUAUUGUGGUUCAAUGACUAAUAUUAACUGUAAGUUUUCAACUUCACCGGACUUCUAUCUAUGACUUUUUUCAAAACAUCAAAAGCAUCUCAGUCACCAGGCUAGACAUCUCGGUAACCGGAAUCACAUGCCAAAUAGUAUAACUAUUAAAUGCUUUUAGCUUUUGUAAUGCUCUCUUUAAUAACUUUAAUUUAAAAAGUUGUCAAUAUAAUACAAUAAACCUUACGGUUUUAGAACUUGUACAAACAUUCAUGUUUGUCACUUCAUGAAAUUUCUGAGGUUAGGUUGUCAGGCACUUGAUGAUAUUUCAUGAAGUUCGGUUAUCUUGCACUUGAAACCAAGCUGCUUUCUAGCUGUCAUUGUUGUCAAGGCUGUAUUGGGGGGGGGG